AUGGCCGCCAAAAACUUAACGUGCGGGUCCUUUACGUCGUCAGGGGACCUCAUAACGAAUGACACUUCGUUUCCCGAUCUCGAUCUCUUCGAUAACACCAAAUGGCUUCACGGCGCGGGCAUUCUCGACCAGCCUGAACGUUACGAUGACCCGCCCACACUUCAGUACUUCCCAAAUGAUGGGGGCGAAGCGAUGGAACACGGACACCACUUGCAGAUAAACGCAGAGGAACCACUUUCUGAGAAAAGAUUGAGGACGAUUGACAAAAGGAGGACUCGGAAGUUCUUUUGUUCCGAUUGUACUCUUUCCUUUGGUUCCCAAAAUGACGUCAAUCGGCAUCGGUCCAGCAUCCAUGACCGGAGGAGACCAUACGUUUGCCAAGUGCCUGGAUGUCGUCGUGGAGGCAAGGGGUUUUCCAGAAAGGACAACCUCAUGGUCCAUUUGCGUGACGUACAUGGAACUCAAGCGAUGGACCGAUCACUGGCGGAAGGCAUCAAUAAAAUGGGGGCGAGGGAGUUGAGUGACCACGCCCAGGGCUGUCCGCGAGAGGAAUUGCUUCGACUCGUGCUUCAGCAGCGAGCAACGUGUGAAAGGGAACGGCAAAAGCGGCGGGCUGUUGAGGAGGAGCUUGGGAAGUUGAAGCAAAUGUACAUUACCCGUGUUAUUCAGUGCGUCUAUGGACACCCCCUGCUCACAAUUCGUAUUUCCAUUCCCGCCCUCCCAACCCUUCCUCCUGUCUACCUCAAUCCUAAACCCUUUUCCGGUCAAUCAGCGUACCGUUGA
Molecule: messenger RNA, 783 nt
Organism: Fusarium oxysporum Fo47
Lineage: Eukaryota; Fungi; Ascomycota; Sordariomycetes; Hypocreales; Nectriaceae
Exons: 4
Coding region: 1-783 (260 amino acids)
Source: RefSeq, a predicted model, not a curated record